CUCCUCCAGCGAGAUGCGGACAUAUCGGAGUUGCAAAAGGCCUACGACAAUCAGCUCGCAGAAGAGCGUCGAAAGUGGGCAGCACGGGUGGCGGAAUCUCAUCAGAAAUUUUCCAAAGAGUUUGAUCAGCAACAGAUUGAUCACGAAUCUCAAAUUAUGGAGCUCAAGCGUCAUAAUGCGACUCGUAUUGCAGACUUGGAAAACUGCCUCAAAUCUACGGAACUUGAGUUCUCAGUACAAACUCCCUCCUUGCUUGAGGAUGAAGCUCCUGUCUCUAAAGAGGGGACUUUACGAAGUUUUAAUUUUGAUGAUAUUCCUAUAUCCAUGACGCGUUCCUGUUGCACACCUCAAGCAAAGACGACUUACCCCGUCUUCCUCUCACCUGCUCUCACCUAUCCGGACUCUACUCAAGCGAAACAGCUAGCCAGCAAGUCCCAAACUUUAGAGUCGACAAUUGACUCCGCGUUGCAGGAGGAAAUCGAAAGUCUCAAGGCAGUACUUGAGUUGAAAUCUGCAGAGGCAGCGGAUCUGCGCCAAAAAACGAUGCAACUGGAAGAGGAGCUAGCAACCAUAAAAGAAACGAAUAAAGAAAUCAAGGAACUGCAAAAUCGGAAUGAAAAUCUGGAAGCCCUUCUGGAGUUACGUGCUGCGAGUCAGAAACAGUUGCAAGACCGUGUGCAAAGUAUGUUCCAUAACCUGGAAAAGGAGAUAAAGAAUAAAAAGAAGCUCAAAGCGGAAUGCGAAUCACUUCGAUUCAAAUUACUUGAUGCCCAUCACAAAAUUGACCAACUAAAUGCAGCGAACGCCAGUGAAGACGAUAACUUUGACAUGACUGAUCCUCUUUGCAUGUCCAGAUCACUUUACUCUGAUCCUCGUACGAGCAAUCCCGUGGCGGGGGCAAGCAGUCGAAGUCCACGGCCAAUUUCAGGAACGCCAAAUUCCCCCGCCGACGUAGAUGAUUGUCUGCCAGCAGGCUCUUUCAUCUCACUGGACACUAGACCUACUAGCAGUUCCACGCGGCUGCGUCGAGGAUUACAGCAUGACCGCAGCAAGAGGCGCACUUUGGCCACCUCUGCAGAACUGGAGCAUCAUACUCGACAUUAA
Messenger RNA from Hydatigera taeniaeformis, 1104 nucleotides. Lineage: Eukaryota; Metazoa; Platyhelminthes; Cestoda; Cyclophyllidea; Taeniidae. The record is from the annotation of a GenBank genome assembly.